AUGACGAACACCGACAAUUUUCAAAUUCCUGCCUGUAAUGGUACUGCUGCUGGUAUCAAUACUUCAACGACGGUUUCUGAAUUGUUUGAUGGAACUUGCUAUGGUAGUUGGCGUAGAUCAAUUUUGAUUGCUUUAUCUGUUAGAAAUAAGCUUGAUUUCAUCCAUGGCACUACUGAGAAGCCUCCUGAAGGAUCUGCCCUCCUUCGACAAUGGCAGUGUUGCAAUGACCUAGUUGUUGCUUGGCUAGCCAACUCCGUCACUAAGGAAAUACAUAGGUCUGUUGUAUACUCUGAGUUUGCUAAGGAUAUUUGGAGGGAAUUAGAAGCUAGGUAUGGUAAGGCUGAUGGUGCUAGGGUAUUUGAGUUAAAGAAAGCCUUGGCUCACAUUUCCCAAGCCUCCUUCCAUGCCUCUUUUAACACUGGUGGAUCUAAGUUUGCUCCCAAAGUACAAUUUGAUCCUCAGAAGGCAUCUCUAUAUUGCAAAUACUGCAAGAGGACUGGGCAUGUUAUUGAGAAAUGUCACAGGCUUCAUGGUUACCCUUCAAACUUUAAAUUCACUAAGGGUUCUGGUCCUAAUUCUGGUCCUAGAAAGGUUGCUGCUAAAGCUGCUUGUGAGAGUUAUCCUACUGAUUCAUCAACCAGUUUAACCAAAGAUGAGCACUCUCAGUUGCAGUUCCUACUACACAAAACUCACAUAUCACCUGGAUCAUCUCAUUCUCUCAUGGCAUCUACUCACUUUGUAGGUAGAGUUGCUACUCAUAGUGUUUUGCUCAAACCUUGUCUAUUUUCAAAGGUCGAUAGUUCAGUAUGGAUCAUAGACUCAGGGGCAUCUGAUCAUAUGACAUCCAAAUUGUCUCUACUAUUCAACAUUAAACCCCUUUCUAUCCCCUGCCUUGUUUCUUUACCUAAUGGCUAUAAGGUCAAGGUAACAAAUACUGGAUCUUUAAAUCUGUUUCCAAAUUUUACUCUACAUAAUGUGCUAUAUGUCCCUACUUUCCAGUACAAUCUCAUCUCUGUAUAUCAAUUAGUUUCCCAGUUUGAUGGUAUUGCCCAUUUUACCAAGAAUCUGUGCCUUUUUCAGGACCAUUCACAGAGGAAGCCACUGGUUCUUGGUAGGUUGGACAAUGGCUUAUACAAGCUGACUAUUCCUCCACUGUCUACUGCUUCUACUGCUGCUACCACCUCUGUCCCUAGUCAUUCUCUUUCUGUUAAGCCUCGUUUGUUUAUGUACUUGGACCCACUUGAUGGGGCUAAGAGCAAUGCUUUUGAUUUGCUCAAAGCCUUCAUUGCCAUGGUUGACACUCACUUCCACACUAAGGUGCAAACUGUGAGAAGUGACAAUGCCAUGGAGUUAGGCUCUAGUCAUGCUGGUUCUUCCUUCUUUGCUGAGAAAGGCAUCAACCAUCAGACUUCCUGUCCACACACUCCAUAA
Molecule: messenger RNA, 1431 nt
Organism: Lycium ferocissimum
Lineage: Eukaryota; Viridiplantae; Streptophyta; Magnoliopsida; Solanales; Solanaceae
Exons: 5
Coding region: 1-1431 (476 amino acids)
Molecular function (GO): nucleic acid binding
Source: RefSeq, a predicted model, not a curated record